CGCAAGCUGAGCCGGCGAGCUCUCUGAAAUCUCGCGCAGUCCCGCGAGAGGUUAAGUUGAGGUAACAUGGCGACGUCUAAUCUGUUAAAGAAUAAAGGCUCACUUCAGUUUGAAGACAAAUGGGAUUUUAUGCGUCCUAUUGUUCUGAAGCUUUUACGCCAGGAAUCUGUCACAAAACAGCAAUGGUUUGAUUUGUUUUCGGAUGUCCAUGCAGUUUGUCUGUGGGAUGAUAAAGGCCCUGCAAAAAUCCAUCAGGCUUUGAAAGAAGACAUACUUGAUUUUAUUAAACAAGCACAGGCAAGAGUACUGAGCCAUCAGGAUGAUACAGCACUGCUAAAAGCAUAUAUUGUAGAGUGGAGAAAAUUUUUUACUCAAUGUGAUAUCUUACCUAAACCAUUCUGUCAGCUAGAAAUUACAUUAAUGGGCAAGCAGGGCAGCAACAAAAAGUCGAAUGUGGAAGAUAGUAUUGUUAGAAAGCUUAUGCUUGAUACAUGGAAUGAGUCAAUCUUUUCAAAUAUAAAGAAUAGACUCCAGGACAGUGCAAUGAAGCUAGUCCAUGCAGAGAGAUUAGGAGAAGCUUUCGAUUCUCAGCUGGUGAUUGGAGUAAGAGAAUCCUAUGUUAAUCUCUGUUCAAAUCCUGAGGAUAAGCUUCAAAUUUACCGAGACAAUUUUGAAAAAGCAUACUUGGAUUCGACAGAAAGAUUUUAUAGAACACAAGCCCCUUCUUAUUUACAACAAAAUGGUGUACAGAACUAUAUGAAAUAUGCAGAUGCUAAAUUAAAAGAAGAAGAAAAAAGAGCACUUCGGUAUUUAGAAACAAGGCGAGAAUGUAACUCUGUAGAAGCACUUAUGGAGUGCUGUGUAAAUGCCCUGGUGACAUCCUUUAAGGAGACAAUUUUAGCAGAAUGCCAAGGCAUGAUAAAAAGAAAUGAAACUGAAAAGUUGCACUUAAUGUUUUCUUUGAUGGACAAAGUUCCUAAUGGAAUAGAGCCGAUGUUGAAAGAUUUAGAGGAACAUAUAGUGAGUGCUGGCCUAGCAGAUAUGGUAGCAGCUGCUGAAACUAUUACUACUGAUUCUGAAAAAUAUGUUGAACAAUUACUUACACUAUUUAAUCGAUUUAGUAAACUUGUCAAAGAAGCAUUUCAGGAUGAUCCACGAUUUCUUACUGCAAGAGAUAAGGCAUACAAAGCAGUUGUGAAUGAUGCUACAAUUUUUAAACUUGAAUUACCAUUAAAGCAGAAAGGGGUUGGAUUAAAAACGCAACCUGAAUCAAAAUGCCCUGAACUCCUUGCCAAUUAUUGUGAUAUGUUGCUAAGAAAAACACCACUAAGCAAAAAACUAACUUCUGAAGAAAUUGAAGCCAAACUAAAAGAAGUGCUUUUGGUACUUAAGUAUGUACAAAACAAAGAUGUGUUUAUGAGAUAUCACAAAGCUCACUUAACACGCCGUCUCAUAUUGGAUAUCUCUGCUGACAGUGAAAUUGAAGAGAAUAUGGUAGAAUGGCUAAGAGAAGUGGGUAUGCCAGCAGAUUAUGUAAACAAGCUCGCUAGGAUGUUCCAGGACAUUAAAGUGUCAGAAGAUUUGAAUCAAGCUUUUAAGGAAAUGCACAAGAAUAAUAAGUUGGCUUUACCAGCUGACUCAGUGAAUAUUAAAAUUCUGAAUGCUGGUGCCUGGUCCAGAAGCUCUGAAAAAGUAUUUGUUUCCCUUCCUACUGAGCUGGAGGAUCUGAUCCCUGAAGUAGAAGAAUUCUAUAAAAAAAAUCACAGUGGCAGAAAAUUACAUUGGCACCAUCUCAUGUCAAAUGGAAUUAUAACAUUUAAGAAUGAAGUUGGACAGUAUGACUUAGAGGUAACAACAUUUCAGCUGGCUGUAUUGUUUGCUUGGAACCAAAGACCAAGAGAAAAGAUCAGCUUUGAAAAUCUUAAGCUAGCAACUGAACUUCCUGAUGCUGAACUUAGAAGAACUUUAUGGUCUCUUGUUGCUUUUCCAAAGCUCAAACGACAAGUUUUAUUGUAUGAGCCACAAGUCAUCUCACCCAAAGACUUUACAGAGGGGACCCUCUUCUCAGUGAACCAGGAGUUCAGUUUAAUAAAAAAUGCAAAAGUUCAGAAAAGAGGUAAAAUUAACUUGAUUGGGCGGUUGCAACUCACAACAGAAAGAAUGAGAGAAGAGGAGAAUGAAGGAAUAGUUCAGCUAAGAAUAUUAAGAACCCAGGAGGCUAUCAUCCAAAUAAUGAAAAUGAGAAAGAAAAUUAGUAAUGCUCAACUACAGACUGAACUAGUAGAAAUUUUGAAAAAUAUGUUCUUACCACAAAAGAAAAUGAUAAAAGAGCAAAUUGAAUGGCUUAUAGAGCACAAAUAUAUCAGAAGAGAUGAGUCAGAUAUCAACACUUUCAUAUACAUGGCAUAAUUUUGAAGACUGUGGAAGAUAUGGAAAACCCAGAUAGAGGUGUGCUUGGGCAGACAGUUGCAACAGUGUGUGCUGGAGAUUGACUCAUUUGGAUUUUUAUUACAUAAAUAUCAAAAUUCCUGCCUUACCUUACAAAAGGACUAUGUUUUGCCAAUUCAUCAACUAGCAUGAUGGCAUUCCCUUCAUGUUGCACACUUUUAACAGCAUGCUGUUUUGUGAGGAAACUUGCAUUCAUGAAGAGCCCAUUGUGAGCUUUCUAAAGUUGAUUUCAUUUAUACCCAUCAGGAGAAUUACAGGUUUUUAGAAGUGGAAGUUGGGGAGACACCAGGGAAGGGUAUUCUUUUUUUUUUCUUUUAUUUCCUUUUUUAUUUAAAAAAUAAACAUUACUUGCACAAAGAAUGAUCUUCAAAUAUUCAUGCACUGAAGAACUGCUAUUGUUUUUUUAAAUGCAAGUAGAACUAGAAACAGCACUUUCAGUUAUUUAUGAUCAACCGAGUAAUGUACGGUCUACCUUCGGUGAAAUAGAACUUUGGAAGAGAUAUACAUCACAGUUGAAAACAUAUGCCUUUGUUUUAAUAUCAGUUUGUUGGCUCAAGUAUUGCUUCAGUAUGUGGUAAGAGAUCAUAAUGAUACAUAGAUAAUGUAAAAUAUUUCCAUCCUUUAAAUCUCGACUUCCUUUAAGAAAGGAGAUCGGUUUCUUCUUUGUUUGCUGUAAAAUGGCAUGGAUAUUUUGAUCUAUUUGGCCAAGUUUAACAAAACCUUUUGAAAAAGUAAAUUAGUUGUUUCAUUUGUUUAAAGAAAAUUGUUACACAGUUGCUUUUCAGGGCCUGCACUAGUAAAAUGAAUAUAUGUUAAAUGUGUUUGGUGGUACAGUUAAUAUUUGUGAUCUAAAUAUCUGCUACAUACAAUUAAUAUUUAUGUUUCAGAUAUCUGAUAAGUGCAUUAAAAAAAAUACAAAAACCUCCUACUUGGAAUGUGACACAUUUACAUGAUUGUUUUUUUGUUUUUCAUUUUUAUACUGUAACAUUUUGUUUUUUACAGUCCCAAAUACCUGUAGAGGGGAGGAAGGGAGAUAAGGAAACUACAUUUUUUAAAGACCUGUAAAUCGCUUUGAGGUGGGAGAUAUGAGAAGCAUCAUCAUAGGUUGACACAUGAACAAAGAAGCAGAAUUGAUACAAUUCUAAUAUGAGCAGCCAACUUGCCAAAUAUUUGGCUUAUUUAUAAAUACUUGAUAUGUUAAGAUAUCCACAUGGCAGCAAUUAUCUUGUUUCUUUCUGUCAAUCAGUUGAUAAUAGUAACUUCAUGGUUGCUGGUACCCUGAUGCCCAGAGUAAUCGAGUUCUUUAAACUUGGGGACAUAAGUAAUAAUUUUAAAAAGAAAAAGGGAAAAGAAAUAUUCCCCAUUGGGAAAGAAAAGCUCAAGUUGGAUUUUUAUUCAUCGUGGUGCAAGUUUCAAUUUUUCUUGCAAAUAAUUAUUUUAUAUACUGUGUGACAAAAAAUAUCAGAAUUUUUCAGAAACAAUAUGAUUUUGAUGAAGGGAGUAGGAAAUGAAAUGCUGCAGCACUGAAAGGAAUACAGUAUUAUACUAUUAGCAGCAUGCAUUCAAGAACAUUUUGUAGACUAAAUUCCUAACCCCCAAAUGUUGGAAAUAGCUGCUAUUAAGAAAGGAAAAUAAAUAAAACCUUAGAUAAAAAUUUUGCUAUUUAUAUUCUUAUGCCUGUUCUAAAGCUCAUAGGAAAUUGGAAUUUUUUGUUAAAAAUUUAAAAUGUUGCAGUUCAUUUUUUAAGGUAGCUUGAAAGUGUCAAAAAUGUUAGCCCAGAAAUUUUCAGAAUUGAACUAAAAUUAGCACAUUUUGUUUUCUAGCUAUAUAAAGGCUAACAGUGGAUGAAAUUUGGAAAAAAUAAAAUGUGUAAUAAUAAUAAUGGUGACUUUAUGUGUAACAAAACUUUUGAUAUUGGCACAUUUACUUGUAAUACAAGAAUGCCAGAAUAGGAAAUAAUUGGGUAAAAUUGACGCCACUUUGAAAGUUUAAAGUCUUUCUGCCAUAAUUGUCUUGAGCACUUUUUACAAAUUCCUAAUCUUUCUGUCAUUUAACUUAAGAAUGAGAGCCAUGAUGUGUUGACCUGCGAGGCAAGCGAAAUACAAAAGUGGGUAGCUCUAAGCCCAUAGCAGAUUUUUCUAUUAAAUUUUGUAAAAUUUUGUUUCAUAGCUAAUUAUGUCCUAAUUAUAUUUUGCGCAUCCAAAUGGGAACGAAUACUGUAGCAUUGUAGUUUUCUUCAAUUUUCUGGUAUAUAUACAAAAUUAAUAACCAAUAAGUUAUCUAACUACUUUUCAGUGUUUGUGGAAACCGUUAAUUAACAAGGUGCCUAUAACAUUGUUCAAUUUUAUUUAACUAUGUUUUGACUAAAAAUUUGCUAUGUUAAAAAAAAAAAAAGCAAAAUGACACCAGCAGCUUGCUAAAGAUGCAGAAUCACGUUUAGCAUCCUUCAUCAGGUCAGUUUCACCUAUAUGCACUUAAAGCUAGUGUUAUCUGGGAUAGGAGAGAUAACUGAAGUAAGGUGUUACUUGUGAGAAAAAAGUAUUUAGAAAUAAAAUCAAAAAUGUUCUUCACUUGCAAUAUGGCAGCAGUGCACUUUUAAAGCUUAAUUUUAGCUUUGAAUAUUUAUCUCCAAAGACCUAGCUAACACAGGUGCUGCAUCUGGAAAGUAUAAACAAAUGUUGCCACAUACACUGCCAUAGUGAAUGGAUAUGAGACAAAAUUGACCAAAUAAAAAACGUGACAGAUUGUAAAUUACAUUUCUAAUGAGUUUCAGUGAGAAAAAUAUUAAAAAUUUUUCUUUUCCAGUGAUUUAAUGAAGAUCUUAUAAAUUCUCAAGUCUUCCAUGUUUUUCAUUACAUAGGUGGUCUCCUUCAUUUUGGUUGGCCCAUGUAUCUCUUGCUUGUUUUGAGCAUGAGUAAAAUGUUCCAAUAUGAACAAAUAUUAGCUUUCUUGUUUUCACUUUAAUAUGUAAAAUUUAAUAGAAAUAUGAUCUGAAUAGUCAGAAAACAUUUUGCAUUAGGAUGUUAUUUUUCCUGUAAAGUGCAAAUUUUAACAAUUCAAUUUGGGCAAGAAAUUUGCUAGUUUUACAGAAAGAUUUACUAACUUAAAUGCAAACUGUGUUUUUUCUAUUUUCAUGUAAAUGACUGGGAUGCUAUCUUGUAAAUUCUUCCAAGGUCAUAUUUGUGAAAUAAACAGUACAUGGAAGCUUUCCUGUCAUAUACAUUAUAUGUAGUCUGUGGAGUGUUGAUAAAACUUGAGUUCCUAGAUUGUAAUCUAUCUAUGUAUGGUAUUUACAAUAUUGAAUGUGUGCCACUUCAUACCGAGAUAAUAAUGCUGUACAAUUUUGAAUGGUAGCAGUUUCCAUAUGGCAGUCAGCUAAACUAUUUUGAUGUACUGCUUAAUUUUUGAAUUUUAUUUUUUAAGUUGUAUAAUUUAUUUUCUUGCGAAAUAAAAAAAAAAAAAGUAAUACAAAAGACUUCCUCUUAUCCGAGAAAUUUUGGUGUCCUCCUAUGAAACAGUUUUUAAAUUUGAAUAAAAUCUCUUGUGCUAGGUUUGUUGUGUUAUAUAUUAAAUGAAGCAAAAACAAAACCCACAACCUUGCUCUAAGAAUUUAAAAUGUUGUGGCAAUGAAUUUAUUCAGAUUAUACAUUUUAUUUUCAAAUGAAGGCUAGAGGUUAGGAAAUAUGGUUUUAAAACCAUUUCUCCAUCAUUUUGUAAUGUGACAGCAAAUGGAACAGAACAGAAUGUGCAAACUUAUUGACCAGAGAUAUUGACUUUAGUUUCAGAGAAAAUUAUUGAAGAGAUCAUUAAAGAGAUGGUUGGCAAAUAUCUAAAAAGUAAAGUAGUUGAUCCAGCAUAGCUUCAUUAAGAACAGGUUAAACCAAACUAAUUUCAUUUUCUUUUUUGAUAAUACCAAACAAGUGGAUGAGGAAAACGCUAUUAAUAUAAGAUGGAGAGUUCUGAUUUAGAUUAUACAAUUAAUUCUGCAUUCACCUGAUUUUUUUUAAUAGAUAAUUUCAAAAAGUUAUUUUUAAAUUAUUCAAUUGUCUUUGUGACAAGAGAUCUUCCCAUGGAGUAUCUUAGUUCUCUGUACUUAGCCUAGAACUGCUAACAUUUUUAUCUGUGACUUGGUAAAAGGUAUAAAGGGUAUGUUCAUGAAAUUUGUAGAUAACAGAUCUAGGAGGGAUGAUUAACACACAGUAAUAAUAAAGAACCACCAAGACUUCGACAGGCUGGAGCAUCAAGCUGAACCAAAUAAGAUGAAAUUCAAUAGCAAUAAACAUAAAGGGCUAUAUUUGACUACAAAAAGUCAGCUAUACAGAUAUCAGGUAAAAGAAUGAUAGCAGUUCUAAAAAGAAUCUUAAGGGUUUUGUUGGAUUGCAACAUCUAAAGGAAUAAACAGUGUGAUGUGGUAUCCUGAAAAGCUAAUGUAAUUUUGAACUUCAUUGUUUUUACUGUUUUGUCUGGUCCUGUCCAAUUCUUUGUGACCCCGUGGACCAUAACACCUCAAUAUUGUCCUUGGAGUUUUCUUGGCAAAGAUAUUGGAGUCAAUCACCAUUUCCUUCUUCAAUAGAUUAAGACAAAGAAAAAUAACAGCUAGUAAUUUUCUGAAACUAAAUUUAAACUCAGGUUUUGUUGAAUCCAGGCCCAAUACAAUAUGAACUGCACUACCUAGCUGCCUCCUUGGAUUUCAUCAAAACAGUGUAAUUUCCAGAGUUAGGGAAGUUAUCUCAUUACUCUUGGUAUUGUAUUUAGAACGAUAACCAAAAUGAUGGAGGACCUUUUGCCCCAACAAAUGAGUAUUAUUUAAAGGAACUGGAAUUGGAGAAAUGAAGUUUUAAGGAGCAUGAGAUAGAUAGCCGUCUUCAAGAAUUUGAAAUGUUAUCAUGUGGAAGAAGAAUGAGAAUUGGGGUUUUUUGGUGCCAAGGGGCAAAGUUGGGAGAAAUGGGUGGAAAUUGCAGAGGCAAAUUUAGGUUCAAUAUCAAAAAAACGUAAUGCUCAGAGAUGUGCAAAACUGAAAUGGCUUGCCUUAAAAGGCUUACCUCUUUUCCCUUCUUGGAGGUCUGCGGGAUAGGGCUAGAUGACCACUGUCAUGUUAUAGUGCAGUUCUUUUGUGUGUAAUUAUGGUUACUGAAGUUCACUCUAAUCCUCAAAUUCUGUGAAAUUGGGCAUGUCCUGAUGAUCAGUACACAUCAGUGGUAAAAUGGUUCUGAUGUUUAUAAACAAAUUUACUUCUUGGUUCUAACAAAUUCCAUGUCUUCUUUAUCUUUCUUUUUUAUCCUUUGAAUAUAUGACAUUGUAUGUGCAUAUAUUUGGCGCUUAAAAUUUUUUGUUAUUAAAUUAUUUUAUAAUUAGAACUUAUUAAUGUUUAUCCAGAUAAAGAUGAAUAGAUCUAUUUCAAUGAAAACUAAAUUUCAUCACCUGUUUAUAAGAUGCAGUUAUAUCAUCGGAACUAUACAGAACUUCAUUAGAAAUCAGGUACAUAUUUCUCCAGUUGACAAACAAUAAAGCCAAUUACACUAAUUUGGCAAUAAAUGCUACUUAAACUCACAGAUUAGAAUUAACCAAUAUUUUCUUCUUCAUUUUUCAAUGUCCCUUGAAUUUAGUCAUAUAUUAAAGAGCUUUGGCAUUUUGUCAGUGGAGAAAUUAAUGAAAUAAUUUGAUCAUUUGAGAGAGUAUUUUUAAAAAGCUAUAUCAAUGCAGAAAGAAAGGAAUAGCUAACCAAGAUGUGGAAUUAAGGUUUUUGUUAACAGUUUAAAAAGUAGGAAAAAGGGCAUCAAUUAAAUUUGUGUUUUAAGGGUCUUUGAAAGUGAGAAGACUACUACACAGUCAAAAGAAAACUUUAGCUUUUAUUAAAUGUUUGGUGAAGCAUUGAGAUACUAAAAAAAAUAAAAGUGUUGCACAGCACAAUAA
Antechinus flavipes (yellow-footed antechinus) is the source of this 8361-nucleotide messenger RNA. RefSeq names its product cullin 5 (gene CUL5). Gene Ontology annotation, cellular component: Cul5-RING ubiquitin ligase complex; SCF ubiquitin ligase complex. Gene Ontology annotation, biological process: protein ubiquitination; SCF-dependent proteasomal ubiquitin-dependent protein catabolic process. Lineage: Eukaryota; Metazoa; Chordata; Mammalia; Dasyuromorphia; Dasyuridae. The record is from RefSeq and is a predicted model, not a curated record. Gene Ontology annotation, molecular function: ubiquitin protein ligase binding. The transcript has 19 exons. Bases 67 to 2409 code for a protein of 780 amino acids.